UCCUCCUCCUCCUCCUCCUCCUACUCCUACUGCCUUCAUUGUACAUAUCAAUCAGUUCACAGACCAUAUAUACUUAGUUUCUUCACGAUCAUCAGAGCCAGCCAAGACAUGCAGCAAAGGAUUGUUAUCAAGGUAAGAAUGAAGUGCCAGAAGUGUCGGUCCAAGGCGAUGACCAUUGCAGCCUCAGCAGCUGGUGUGUUCUCGGUGAAAUUUGAAGGGGAGGAGAAGGAUGAAGUGGUGGUGAUUGGGAAUAGAGUUGACGCUGCUGCCCUAACGAGCUCGCUCAGAAAAAAUGUUGGCCACGCAACCUUGGAAAAAGUGGAAGUUGUUGCUUAAUUAGGAAUGAACAUUAGCUUUCUACUUGUGAUCCAAUAAGUUUAUAUGUAGCUAAUUCCAUUGUUUCACAUAGAUUUCAUAACAAUUUUGAAUUUGACUUGUAAACUUUAUAUCUUCAGCAUAUGUCUAUCUAUCUAUGAUCCCAUUAAUA
This is a messenger RNA of Diospyros lotus (date-plum), 487 nucleotides long. Its product is annotated as heavy metal-associated isoprenylated plant protein 47-like. The transcript has 3 exons. NCBI's taxonomy places the organism in Eukaryota, Viridiplantae, Streptophyta, Magnoliopsida, Ericales, Ebenaceae. Gene Ontology annotation, molecular function: metal ion binding. The coding region runs from base 109 to 336 and encodes 75 amino acids. The record is from RefSeq and is a predicted model, not a curated record.